Molecule: messenger RNA, 1198 nt
Organism: Ahaetulla prasina
Lineage: Eukaryota; Metazoa; Chordata; Lepidosauria; Squamata; Colubridae
Product: mesoderm posterior protein 1-like
Exons: 2
Biological process (GO): regulation of transcription by RNA polymerase II; mesoderm formation; heart morphogenesis
Cellular component (GO): nucleus
Molecular function (GO): protein dimerization activity; DNA-binding transcription factor activity, RNA polymerase II-specific; RNA polymerase II cis-regulatory region sequence-specific DNA binding
Source: RefSeq, a predicted model, not a curated record
CCCUCGCCAGACCUCGGCCCCGCUUUCCCGCGGCGCUCCUGCUGCCUCUGCCCGGCCGAGGGCGGCCCGGGCUCCAGCAGCGCCUCGCCGGCCUCCUCCCCGGACUCCUGCGGCUCCUUGCCGGGCUCCCGGGCCUGGCGGGGGGCGGGCGGGCGGGCGCGGCUGGGCGGCGGGCAGCGGCAGAGCGCCAGCCAGCGCGAGAAGCUCCGCAUGCGGCGCCUGGCCCAAGCCCUGCACGCGCUGCGCCGCUACCUGCCCGCCUCGGUGGCCCCGGCCGGGCAGAGCCUGACCAAGAUCGAGACGCUGCGCCUCGCCAUCCGCUACAUCGGCCACCUCUCCGAGCUGCUCGGCCAGCAGACGCCGCCGCCGCCCCGCCUGCCCGCCCCGCCGCAGGCAGAGUUGUGGGGCGCCGCUCCCGCCCCGAGCUGCGGACAAGGCGGCCGAGCAGGCAUCGCGCUGUUCCCGCCGGCGCCGCCGCCGCCGCCGCCCCGCCUGCCCGCCCCGCCGCAGGCAGAGUUGUGGAGCGCCGCUCCCGCCCCGAGCUGCGGACAAGGCGGCCGAGCAGGCAUCGCGCUGUUCCCGCCGGAGCCGCCCGCCGCGCCCCCGUCGCCCGCCUGCCAGAGUCUCCCCGACGAGCUGCUCGCCUUCCUGGAGGAUUUCUUCCCGCUGGCGGCUCCCGGCCCGGACUGACCGCCGCCGCCGCCGGCCGGCCCCGCGCCAGCAGCAGAAGAGGCGGCCCACCCGCGCCGGACGGAGCGCCGCGUUCUCGGAGCCGACCUAGCAGCCCUCGCCAGCCGAGGGACCCCGCGGCCAAACGGCCUUCCGAGCAGGCGCCGAGCGGAUAACGGGAAGCGGCGCCUCCUCCCCCGGCUGCGGCCGCCCGAGACCCGCUUCGGCUCCUCCGGCUCCAUCGCGCUUGGUGGGGCGAGGACAGAAAACGGCCCCGGAACGGCCGGGCCGCCGGACGCGCCUCGAACCGUUGAGCAAACUCCGGACUCGGACUUUUCGGAGGCCGUGAGCAGCAGGCGCCCCCUGGUGGCGGUUUCUGCCCUGAUGCCCGCGGGGCCCUUUCCGUUCAUUGGUUCUCCCUGAAGCUUCUGGACUCUUUGUAAUAAUUACAGUCUUUUGCAAUUCUGAUGGUAUUUAUUAUCAUGGGGGAAAAUGGGGUAGAAAUGAUUGGGUAAAAUAAAUGGUUUUU